Messenger RNA from Esox lucius (northern pike), 3077 nucleotides. RefSeq names its product NLR family, CARD domain containing 3-like (gene nlrc3l). NCBI's taxonomy places the organism in Eukaryota, Metazoa, Chordata, Actinopteri, Esociformes, Esocidae. The transcript has 12 exons. The record is from RefSeq and is a predicted model, not a curated record. The coding region runs from base 125 to 2401 and encodes 758 amino acids.
GCACAACUAAAGAUUUUCUGUUCUGGUCCGACAUUUUGAGGAGUUAACACGGAAAUAAGGCUUUCAGCGAAGGUGGGAAGUACGAGAACCAAGACUCGUCUCUUGGCCUCUCGGUGUAACCGAAAUGGAUUCUGAUUCGGAAGUGGAGAGGAUCCUGCAGGAGAGACCUCCUUCGAGCUAUGGCUCCAUGAGAAGUGAUGAUGAGGAGGAAGAAGAAGACAUCACCCCAGCUCAGAACUUGCCUGCCAAACUGGAACCACGAUCCUUUGAUGCUACAGGGAUCCGGCUUCACCGCGACGCAUCUCCAGAGACCGUCUUCACAGACAACACCCGUCUGCCCCAUCCCAGGCAGCCCGCGGAGGGGGCCUUCAUCGAACAGAGACCUGUGGAAGAGGAAGAUGAAGAGGAAGAGGUGGAAGACCAGAAUGAUGGCGCUCGAGUGAACUCCCCCGUGCCCCCGCCCCCCAUUGAGCCUGAGGACACAUGGAUGGACGUGGAUGAUCAGCAACAGCCUGGCAGGCUUCACCCUGAAGUUGAUCUCCCUUUUAUAUUCAAGUCCAUGCAGAGUGCUCUGACCCUCCUGGAGCCUCCUGAAAUCCAUCUGUUUAAGAGCUACCUAUGCGGGCGCCACAACUCAACCUUCAACAUGGCCGACUUAGCGGAGAGUGACACGUUGGACCUGGUGGAUAAGAUGCUUGAGCGAUUCGGUAAACUGUACGGUCUGCAGGUGGCCAUCCGCAUGCUGGAGGCUAUGAAUAAACCGCAGCAGGCCAAGGAGUUGCAGACCAAGUGCAAGAGAGCGGUGAUCCAGUAUGAGCUGAAGUGUGGUCUGAUCCGGAGACACAACUGUAUCUACGAGGGGGUUCCCCGGGCGGGCCAGCAGCUGUACUUGAAGUAUGUCUACGUCCAACCCCGGAUCUCCACUCAGGGCUACGGCGGGGUCUGCCCCCAUCACCCGGUCAGGCCCCACCCCCCCGACCCCCCCAAAGUGGCCCCUCCCGACAGCAUGGUGGAGGGGAAUAACAUAUUCCGUUUACACUCGGCUGACGGGAAUCCAGUUCGUUGCGUACUGACCACGGGAGUGCCAGGGAUCGGCAACUCAGUGGCAGUCCAGAAGUUUAUGUUGGAUUGGGCCGAGGAACGGGCUAAUUUUGACCUCCAGUUCGUGUUCCCAUUUCCCUUCCGGGAGUUGCAGUCGCUGAGGGAGCGCAACAUCAAGGAGAAGACGGACAUCAGCAUGUUGGAGAUGCUGCAGACCUAUCACAGCGAGACGCGCUCCAUGGAUUUCCUAGAGGAGGCCAACUGUAAGGUGCUGUUCAUCAUGGACGGGAUCGACAUCUACAAAGGAAACCUUGACUUCACGAACACUCCGGUUGUGACUGACAUUACCACCCCCCUUCCUCUGGACUCCCUGUUGGUGAAUCUGAUCCGAGGCUCUCUGUUGCCUCAUGCUCUCCUGUGGCUGACCGGAAGACGUGCAGCCACAACACAGAUACCUCCGGAGUACAUCGAUAGCAUCUAUGAAAUACAGGGCUACAGUGAUGAGCAGAAGGAUGAGUAUUUGACCAUCCGCUACUCGGACAAGUCCCUGGCUGAGAAGAUCAUCCGACACACCAAGAACUCGCCCACCAUCUACAACCUGUGUCACAUUCCCUUCUGCUGCUGGAUGGUCGCCAUGGUGUACGAGCGGGGAUUCCGGCACGACGACGACUACGGAAGACACCCACCAAAGAUCACGUCCUUUUUCAUCCACUACAUGAUCAUCCAGAACAACCGCAAGCUGGAGAAGUACUACGGCCAAAACCCCAACACACAGAAAUGGACUGAAAUGGACCGGAAGUUCAUGCUGGCGCUGGGUCGUCUGGCUCUGAAGCUGCUGGAAAAGAACUGUGCCAACUUCUACGAAGACGACUUGGUGGAUUUCACCUUUCCUGUGAUAGAGGUGGCCUCUUGGUCAGGCCUGUGUACUGAGCUGCCCAGGCCCAAUCCCAAGGACCGGCGGGUCUUCUGCUUCACACACCUCAGCAUCCUGGAGUUCAUGGCCGCCCACUACGUCUGGCUCUCUUUCCGCCUGGAUGGUCAGAAUGUUUUGGACCAGUCCAAAAGCAUCACCAAGCUGUUCAAGGAGCACUCCUUGGUGGAAAUAUACCGCAAAGCCGUUGACCGUUACCUGAAUUCUCCCUUGGGACAGUAUGAUUUGUUCUUGCGUUUCUUGUGCGGCCUGUCCAUGAAGCAAAAUGACAGUCUGCUCCGGGGACUUCUGUUCCCUCACAACGCCCCUUCACUGAAAGGUCUAGACGAAGUGGCCAGGCUACUAACGAAGAGGAAGGAGAACGCACUUCCAGAGAAGGAGGCCAACCUCAACGAAUGCCUCAGAGAGCUAGAAGAAUCUGAGGACUAAAAAGUCUAGUACUGUCAGAAAACACGCCUGAUAAUGUUUUUCUGAAGCAUUGAACGCGGUAAAUGUUUUAUGCUGAUGGAUUAUCCCCUCAAAAGUAUGGCUGAAGAGCAGAACAUUGAACCCAUGCAACCAACCAGUGAAUGGAACAAUGAGCAAGAAAUAUAUUUACACAGCUACUUGUUUGUUAGCACUUCCACUACUUCUUGGUCCAAACCCAAAGAUGAACUACCGGGUUGAGGUCUGGGGACGGUGUUGGGGAUUUCCAGGCCCCCAUGGAGGCCCUUCUUUUUUUUGUCUGAGGGGAGUUGAACCCUGUGUGGUUUUCUGCUGGGAUAGCCUGUCCUGAUAAAUCAUGCGGUCCAAGAAGCCAUUCUGAACAAAAGUCUUGGUCUGCACUGUUAUAUCCCGUCUGUGACUCGGCUGUUAGCUUCAACAAUUCUUGCCGUUACUUGCUGGCUUUGCACUUCUAUUUUGACUGUGUUUUAGUUCUUCUUUGUGUGUUUCUAUGUUCUGUUUCAACCCUGUCUUAAUUGAUUUCACCUGCGUCUCGUUUGCCCCUGGUUACCUCUAUUUAAUAUUCCCGGUUCCCUGUGUUUUGUGUUGGUCAUUGUUCCAGCCUUUAGUUUUUGAGCCUGAUGGUAUUUAAGCCUGUUUAUUAAAAGUCCUUGUUCCACCA